AUGAACAGGCGCCAGAACCCAAAGAGCAAGAAUUACGAUUAUAAACUUAUUGCAGUCAGGCUGAAGAAACUAAUACAGGCUAGAAAUGAUGGCGACGUUUCAGUUCUGAUAAACCUUCUUCGUUCAGAUCUACUACGGAAUCUCGGUAGUAUUGGAACGACAUGUUUGUACAAUAGAGCAUAUUCAGGUACCAAACUUUUGAUUGAAGAUUAUAUAAAUGAGGUAAUUAUGGCAUUGGAAUAUAUCGACGAUCAGCCUCUAGAUGUUAUUAGAGAUCAACAACGACGAGAUUUCUUCCACGACACAAGACAAUCAUUUGGGCUGUCUGCUCUAGUUCUUCAUGGUGGGUCGCUGUUUGGACUGUGUCAUAUUGGUACAGUCAAAGUUCUUCACAACUCUGGUCUGUUACCAGGGAUUAUCUGUGGAUCGACUGUAGGUGCCAUAGUGGGUGCUCUUGUGUGUAGUUGUACAGAAGACGAAUUACCAAAAGUCAUCGAUAACAUUGCCAAAGAGCUACCACCCUUAAGUCAGGAAUAUGAAGAUCUGAAAUAUGGAAGUGUAUUUGAAGGGGUGUUAAGCUCGUUUUAUCCUCCUGAAAUCAUCUUAUUUGAACAAUAUGUGAGAAACAAGUUGGGAAAUCUUACUUUUGAAGAGGCAUAUCUGAGAAGUGGAAAAGUUCUGAACAUUACCAUUACUCCAGUGGCAGACGACUCAUACAACGAUAAUGGUACGAACAAUGCCGGUGAUGAGAGUGAUGUUCAAGCGAGUCAUGGCGAUUACAGUGGUUGUCAACAAGGAACAACCCCAAAGAUAAGAAAAGAGAGGAAGUCGCAACCGGGAAAAAAUGCAAAAUAUAUAUUAUCAGAAGUUCCAAGGCUACUGAAUUAUUUAUCAACUCCAAAUGUAAUUAUAUGGUCGGCUGUUCGGGCUAGCAUUGGUUCAGGCAUUUUGCAAGGAAAAACUGAGCUUCUUGUUAAAAAUCAUUUAGGAGAGAUUGAGCAGUUUUUGCAGCACGAAGUUAAAUUCGCACCGUCUAACCAGACUGUAUAUUUGAACAGAAGAGAGUCUCCAUAUACACGACUAGCAGAACUUUUUAAUGUCAAUAACUUUAUUGUGUCGCUUGCUCGACCAUAUUUGGCACCAAUCUUGUUGUCAGAUUUUAGGCAUCGUGGACAUCGAGGAUGGGGCCUGCGACUAGUUCGUCUGGCGCGACUGGAAUUUCAACAUCGCUUGCAACAGCUAACACAAUUGGGUAUUCUUCCGGGUGUAUUCCAACGAGUGUUUGUAGAUGAAAACAUUCCUGGUGGGUUUCAAGUAACGAUCGUGCCAGAGCUGUCUUCGGUACGAGAUUUUGCCAAAGUUUUUGAUGGACACAACAUUGCUGAUAAAGUCAACUACUGGAUUUGGAUUGGUGAGAGAAGUGUGUGGCCGAUGAUGGCAAUUAUCUGGGCCCGAAGUGCUGUUGAGAUUGUGCUUAAUAGCGUUUAUACUCGUAAAGGCAGAGAACUGCGAUCAGAUGCAACCUGA
Molecule: messenger RNA, 1527 nt
Organism: Sugiyamaella lignohabitans
Lineage: Eukaryota; Fungi; Ascomycota; Dipodascomycetes; Dipodascales; Trichomonascaceae
Gene: TGL3
Product: Tgl3p
Exons: 1
Coding region: 1-1527 (508 amino acids)
Biological process (GO): lipid metabolic process
Molecular function (GO): triacylglycerol lipase activity
Source: RefSeq, a predicted model, not a curated record